UGCUGCACCUUCGGGAGCCCAGUGCAGGGUCCAGGUGCGGGUGUCAACAAACUUAGUGAUAGAAACAGGGGCACGGGGUCGUGCGGGAGUAUCAGGUUGGUCACAGUUUCAUUUUCCUGUCUUCUAGACUUUCUGAACUGUGAUUGUCACUGCAUUGUCUUCGGAGACAAUACCUGAUGCAGAUUGAUUUGUUCGGCUACUAUGCUGAAGCAGAUCUCACAUCCACGCUUCUCGGGAUGUGCAGUGUGUAGUGAUUUACCUCCGGCUGGAAUAAAUCACUCAGAUACCUGCCACCUGCGCCUUCGCUUCCACGACGAUACUACCCCCUCACCAACAACCAAUGACAAGGAUAAUGAAGAGACAAUGCUGUCGACAAUGCUCCAACCUCCACCGAUUAAGCUGCCGAGAGUCUGUUCAAACUUUGAACAUUUCGUCCAUCUCACUCAUUUCUACUGUCUCCUUCCAUUCUCAUACAUAACGGGCAGCAGUACUCCGUACAGGGUAGUACCAUGUAAAACGCUCAUAGCAGAUCAUCCACUCUCACUACCGUCACCUUCCAUUCUCGUCUUGCAGAAAUUGGCCGCGCUACGAGCGAUACAAAUCCCCGAUGAUUAUCCGGACCCUCGUCGGUCAUGAAAGAUUCCUCAGCGUUGCCUACUUGUUUUCGUCCUGCAGAACUUGGCUGCAGAGUCUUUUCAUUGACCGGAACCUAGGAGUAGUUGUCAUACGCAACGAUCCACGAUAAUUGCAGGUACCAGUAAUGGAGAUGGUGGAUUUCGGCUGUUAGGACGGGACUUGAUUGAAAGUUUAUGGAGUGGGUGUGCUGACUAUGCAGUCAUUAGUGCGCUCUAGGGCUUACGGUGACUGUAGUGCGUAUGGUGAGUUAACUGCUUCAACGGCGUAAUCUGUAGAAUGCAUUUCCCCAAGGACGUAGAGCCCUAUUCCCAUUGAUCACUGUCGACAGUUAAGGCUGUACAAUGUCUACUCGAAAACGUUGGUUUGUUUAUUUGAAGAGAAUGCAGGUUGAUUCCUCUUCAGCAGCAAGCCAAUGUCACUCAGUAGUCAAACCUAUCCAUCGUAGUCAG
This is a messenger RNA of Aspergillus glaucus CBS 516.65, 1085 nucleotides long. RefSeq lists its product as uncharacterized. The record is from RefSeq and is a predicted model, not a curated record. The transcript has a single exon. Lineage: Eukaryota; Fungi; Ascomycota; Eurotiomycetes; Eurotiales; Aspergillaceae. Bases 202 to 636 code for a protein of 144 amino acids.